AAGGCUGCGUUGACCUCCCCCCGGAUUCACCUCUAAUGAGAAGCCAUGUUUCGGUCUUUGAGACGCGUCCAGCAGUUUAACUGCAACCUCCUGACUUUACAAAGAGUCAGCGUUAACUCUAGACUGCACGUCUGCACGUCCAGAAUGGCCAGCUCGGAGUACCGGAUCGAGCGGGACACUUUCGGUGAGCUCAAGGUCCCAGCUGACAAGUACUACGGGGCCCAGACUGUCAGAUCCACCAUGAACUUCAAAAUAGGGGGACCAAGUGAGAGAAUGCCAAUCCAAGUGAUCAAGGCCUUUGGUAUCCUGAAGAGGGCUGCUGCUGAGGUGAACAAGGAGUUCGGCCUGGACCCAAAGAUAGCAGACGCAAUCAUCCAGGCUGCAGAUGAGGUUUCAGCUGGCAAACUGGAUGAUCAUUUCCCUCUGGUGGUGUGGCAGACUGGAUCUGGGACUCAGAGCAACAUGAACGUCAAUGAGGUGAUCAGCAACAGAGCUAUUGAGAUCCUGGGAGGAAAACUAGGCUCCAAGGAUCCCGUCCACCCCAACGAUCACGUCAAUAAGAGCCAGAGCUCCAACGACACCUUCCCCACCGCCAUGCACAUCGCCACAGCCACAGAGGUCCACCACGUCCUGCUGCCCGGCCUGCAGACCCUGCACGCCGCUCUGGCCGCCAAGUCCGAAGAGUUCAAAGAUAUCAUCAAGAUUGGGCGCACGCACACCCAGGAUGCAGUGCCGCUCUCGCUGGGACAGGAGUUCAGCGCUUAUGUCCAGCAGGUGAAGUACAGCAUUGAGAGGGUGAAGGCGGCCAUGCCCAGGGUGUACGAGCUGGCGGCUGGAGGCACAGCAGUGGGGACGGGACUCAACACCCGCAUCGGCUUUGCUGAGAAAGUGGCCUCCACUGUUGCUUCUCUCACAGGCCUGCCGUUUGUGACCGCUCCAAAUAAGUUUGAAGCUCUGGCGGCCCACGAUGCCCUGGUGGAGCUGAGUGGAGCGUUGAACACGGUGGCUGUCAGCAUGAUGAAGAUUGCCAACGACAUUCGAUUCUUGGGGUCAGGACCUCGCUCAGGCCUGGGGGAGCUCAUCUUACCAGAGAACGAACCAGGAAGCAGCAUCAUGCCGGGCAAGGUGAACCCCACCCAGUGCGAGGCCAUGACCAUGGUCGCCGCCCAGGUGAUGGGAAACCACGUGGCUGUCACCAUCGGAGGCAGCAACGGACACUUUGAGCUCAACGUCUUCAAGCCCAUGAUGGUCAAGAACGUGCUGAACUCGGCUCAACUGCUCGGACACGCGUCCGUCUCCUUCACCAACAACUGCGUGGUGGGCAUCGAGGCCAACGUGGAGAGGAUCAACAAGCUCAUGAACGAGUCUCUCAUGCUGGUCACCGCACUCAACCCGCACAUCGGUUAUGACAAAUCGGCCCUCAUCGCCAAGACGGCUCACAAGAAGGGCUCCACGCUGAAGGCCGUGGCCGUGGAGCUGGGCUACCUGACCGAGGAGCAGUUUGACCAGUGGGUGAAGCCCAGCGAAAUGCUGGGGCCAAAGUGAAGUCUGACAACACAAGAAACACUACGAAACGAAGAAAACACCUUUUUGUAGUCUGAGAAAAGACUACUCACAAUUAUGUCAAAGAGGUUGAACUGUAUGAAACAAACAUGGAGAUCCUGAACAUCUCAUCGCUUAAUUAAAAUUUGAGAAUUCUGUUGCUGUUGUUUGAUGCAGCUUCUUACUCUGUUUUGCAUACUGGAAUUCACCCAUUUGAAUGAGACAGUGUAAAAUGUGUGUCUUUGUUUACCAACUUUUUAAAGUCUUAAAUACUUUUUGACUAUUAGUUGGUACCUUCAGAGUAGUUCAGAUGUUCAAACUGUGCCAUCCCAAAUGAUUUAUCAUGGACUACUGUACCUUGUGUCCUUUGGUUUACAGUAUGUGUGCCAUUUGUGCAGCGUCCCAGUUCAAUUAAAAAAAAUGUAUUCAUUUAAAA
Messenger RNA from Anoplopoma fimbria (sablefish), 1978 nucleotides. RefSeq names its product fumarate hydratase (gene fh). The record is from RefSeq and is a predicted model, not a curated record. Lineage: Eukaryota; Metazoa; Chordata; Actinopteri; Perciformes; Anoplopomatidae. Gene Ontology annotation, cellular component: tricarboxylic acid cycle heteromeric enzyme complex; mitochondrion. The transcript has a single exon. Gene Ontology annotation, molecular function: fumarate hydratase activity. The coding region runs from base 46 to 1545 and encodes 499 amino acids. Gene Ontology annotation, biological process: malate metabolic process; tricarboxylic acid cycle; fumarate metabolic process.